AUGCCCUUGUCCUGGUCCUUAGGACCCGGGCCAUUGACUGCCAGCCCCCAGCAGAGGUGGGAGGUACCUACCAGUAGAAAGGAGAAGACGAUCCAGGUGAGUGUCCCCCUAACCGCCUCCGUUCUCCGCUCUUUACUGGAGGAGCAGACCCACCAGCUCCAGAGGAGAGGAAACCCUCCCAGGAAUGUCAGGUGGUGUCAGCAAGGUCCCUUACCCCAGGGUCCAUGGACGCCAGUGCUUCUUGGUCCGUACACCGAUCUGCCUCUGAGUCACUGUCCCCGAGUCACCGGCUACCUCUUCACAGAGCUGAGCAGUGGCAGCAGCUGCUGCAGGAACCAGGAAGGAAGGAGACGUCGGAGCCUCCCCUCCAGCCGGAUCUCCCCACCUGCCCCUCCCCCGUCGCCUCCUCCCGCCAAGCUCUGGGCUGCCGCUCAGCUCUGCCCCCCUGCUCCCGGGAGGACUAAGGACGGAGUGGUACCAAAUGACUUGGAAAUGAGGGGCACAGUCCCCACUGGGCAUUGUUCUACAUGGAUCAGAGAACUGGAAAACUGCUGGCUUCAAGCCAUUGGAGGUAAAGGAUUUAUUCCGGUUAGCACGGCCUUGACCCAGGCGAGCACUCAAGGCCAUUUCCUAAUUCUCCCUGCCUCUCGUUUUACACCUGAAAUAGAUGGCACAUUUUGGACUAGCAAAGAUAUCAGGUUGACUGGGAAGGGACAGAGACACCCUCCCACCUCACACUACCCCUGUAUACUCUGUGACACGACAAACUGUGCCAGAUGCAUUGCCAGCAGGGCACUCAAGGGAAGAGGGACAGCUGAAGCCCACAGAGGCUAUUCACUGAGAGCGAUGUCCUCCCAGGUCGGCUGCUGCAGGAUCAGGAAUAUGGUGCAGUCAGUCUUUGGGGAGGGAGAGCUAUGGGGCAGCGGCCAGCUGGCUGUUAUAAAGGACUUGGGGGUGUCGCCCCCCCCCACCCUCAGACACAUUUACCCACUGCUGGAGUACUAUGCUCAGUUGCUGAAGUAAUUAAGAAUUGGCUCUUGAGAAAUACGUACAAUUCAUCCAAAAGGAUGUGCACUGACUGACAGGUUCGGUGCCUGAGACACGUCGGCACCACAGGAGGGUGUGACUACAAAAGCUCUUCUAUGACCUCAGAAAUGAUGGGGCCACUUGUCCGCUCCACCUUGUUAGACGGCAAGGUCUUACACACCUCCGGGUAUGUCUGUCUGGGCCCCCUUCAGAGCCUCCGCGUGGAUACAGCUUUCCAGGAGGGAGGAGUGCUGUGGGCAGCAGCAGGCAGGCCUCUGGAAGCAGAGCCACCCAGUGGCACCAGGCAGACCUGCGGACAUCUACAGCCUCGGGGGCCUUUAACCUGAUUGAGCAUCCCUGGGCAUCUGCAGAGCUGGGCACCGUGUGUGUAAGAAGUUGGUCCUGGCCCAAGCCAGAGGCUAGCUGCUGCAGAUCUUCAUCACCAGUGUCUGUCCAGGACUGAAGAUGCUGUGGCACUGCUCCACAUCUGGGAAGGAAUGCAGAGGAGCUGCUCCUCACUCAACCCUGAUCUACCCAGGAUGCGUUCCUCAAGGACAAUGCAGACCACAGCUAACCAUCUUCCUUCCUUGUUAGAGGUGCUGUUCCCUAAUACCAGGGGAAUGCCUCCUACCACAGCCCCCAGAACUCAUAUUAAAAGAGAAUUCUAGUUCCUCCAGAUCCUUUGUGCUACCAGCCACAGCCUUCGUAAGGAAAAGCAGCACAGCCCAGGGUGGAACAGGAACCUCAGAUCCCACCCAGGACCCACUCCUGGGUAACUUUAUGAAGAAGCUCUACCACAGAAACUUGAGACUUCUGAGAAUCAAGUUCAAGACCUUAUCCAGGACUCUGCUCUUUCCUGAAUGAACUGAUGUGGGCAGUGACACAGCACAGGUGUGAGUGACACCAUCGGUCCCCAGAACAUGCUGAUUCAGCCUCAUCCAACAGCGGUUCUGUGCCACCCAGAAGCGGCUCCAACUGCAGGACUGCCACUCACCCAGCAGCGGCAAGAAAGGAACACUCUUCAAGAUCCGCACCAUCUCCUUGACCUUGGGCUCUUCACUGACCAGCAGCAUAUUGUGCCCAAUAAAAAGUGGUAGCAGGU
Messenger RNA from Mesocricetus auratus (golden hamster), 2128 nucleotides. RefSeq lists its product as uncharacterized. The record is from RefSeq and is a predicted model, not a curated record. The transcript has 3 exons. Lineage: Eukaryota; Metazoa; Chordata; Mammalia; Rodentia; Cricetidae. Bases 1 to 1023 code for a protein of 340 amino acids.